This is a messenger RNA of Trifolium pratense (red clover), 480 nucleotides long. Its product is annotated as agamous-like MADS-box protein AGL29. Bases 1 to 480 code for a protein of 159 amino acids. Gene Ontology annotation, biological process: regulation of transcription by RNA polymerase II. The transcript has a single exon. Gene Ontology annotation, molecular function: RNA polymerase II cis-regulatory region sequence-specific DNA binding; protein dimerization activity; DNA-binding transcription factor activity, RNA polymerase II-specific. The record is from RefSeq and is a predicted model, not a curated record. Lineage: Eukaryota; Viridiplantae; Streptophyta; Magnoliopsida; Fabales; Fabaceae.
AUGGGUCGUAGAAAAAUAGAGAUGGAAUAUCUGAAAGACAAGGAUGCAAGGUAUGUGGCAUUUUCAAAGAGAAAGAAUGGUCUUUUCAAGAAAGCAAGUCAAUUAUCAACUCUUUGUAAUGCUAGAGUUGGUGUGUUUGGAUUCACUCCUGGUGGCAAACCAUUUGCUUUUGGUUCUCCAACUUUUCAAGCUGUCACUAAUGAGUACCUUAAUGAAGGAAAAGGUGAAUCAUCAAACCAAAAUGUUGCUGAGAAUUCUGAAAAUGAAAAUCUCAUCAGUCUCAAUGAACAACUUAUGGAUGUGACCAAAGAGCUGAAGGAGGUGGCAAUUACAAAGGACAAAAAAGGUAAAGUCCCUAAUAUUUCCUAUGAUGAUCUUGAUUUAGAGGAGCUUCAAAAAGUGAAGGCUAGAUUGAAGGAGCUUCAUGGUGACAUUGAGGCAGCAUCUUCUAUGCUUAUCCUUGCAAAGGAACCUAGAUGA